Molecule: messenger RNA, 2242 nt
Organism: Bactrocera latifrons
Lineage: Eukaryota; Metazoa; Arthropoda; Insecta; Diptera; Tephritidae
Product: sodium-dependent nutrient amino acid transporter 1
Exons: 11
Coding region: 203-2101 (632 amino acids)
Biological process (GO): sodium ion transmembrane transport
Cellular component (GO): membrane
Molecular function (GO): L-amino acid transmembrane transporter activity
Source: RefSeq, a predicted model, not a curated record
UACGCGCAGUUAUAGUGCGAGUUGACUAAACACGAGCCGGUUGAUUAUUGCGUACGAGGAUUAAGGCGGUACAGUGUGCUGACAGGACACUUAACGGGAUCCAUUAAAUUAUUCGCAGCACGUGUUGAAUACUUUUAAUCAGCUACUUGCAAGGCUGCAUCACUGCAUAGACUAACACGCCCACACUUGUUUAAAUGCCAACAUGCCCAAGUCCAAAAUACUUACGCGCCGUAGCGAUAUGGACGAAAAGGAUUCGCUUUCUAUAAUGGACAGCUUGUGCGCCCCAAAUGUGUGCUAUGGACAUGAUGAAACGAUCGAUCUCGGCAGCGAAUUGGAGACGCCAACUGGUGAUGGUGCUGGUGGCGGUGAACGCGAGAAAUGGAGUCGCGAAAUAGAGUUUCUCUUCUCGUGCAUUGCUCUCUCUGUCGGGCUGGGCAAUGUGUGGCGAUUUCCAUUCAUAGCAUUAGAGAAUGGUGGUGGCGCCUUCGUGAUACCCUACGUUAUUGUAUUGCUACUCAUUGGUCGACCCGUCUAUUAUAUGGAGGUACUGAUCGGACAAUUCGCCAGUCGUGGCGCGUUGGGCGUAUUCGAUAUGGCGCCAAUUAUGAAAGGCAUCGCGUAUGGACAGGUUUAUGCGACAGCGUUGGCGACCACUUAUUACGCCGCCAUUAUGGCAUUAACCAUCAAAUACUUAAUUGCUUCAUUUGCUGAAAUACUACCCUGGGCCACAUGUCUACCGGAAUGGGACGACAAUUGUGUAUCAAUUACAAGCUAUAAUUCCAGUGCGUUUGACAAUACUACAGAGGGAAAGCUCAUCUCUUCAGCCGAAUUGUAUUUCACCAAGGUGGUGCUGCGCGAGAAGGACAAUAUCGAAGACGGCAUUGGCGCGCCGAAUACGGAUUUGGUGAUCUACUUAUUCCUUGUCUGGGUGAUGAUUGCGACAACGCUCAUUAAAGGUAUUCACAGCUCCGGGAAAGCCUCGUAUUUUCUGGCUUUAUUUCCUUAUGUCAUACUAUUUAUUUUGCUUGGACGUGCUUUAACUUUGCCCGGCGCCUGGGACGGUAUAGUUUAUUUCUUGAAACCGCAAUGGGAUCAGCUGCUGAAUGCAGAUGUUUGGUAUGCCGCGAUCACCCAAAUGUUCUUCUCGCUGGCGAUCUGUUUUGGCACAUUGAUCAUGUAUGCUUCGUUCAAUAACUUUCACAAGCGAGUGCACAAAGACGUCAUAAUCGUAACUACAAUAGAUUCCUGCACCUCAAUACUCGCUGGCUGCGUCAUCUUCGGCAUACUUGGCAAUCUUACGCUGGAAACGAAUACCACAGACAUAUCGAAAGUGGUGAAAGGAGGCGCCGGGUUAGCCUUCAUCUCAUAUCCCGAAGCUAUAGCGAAGUUUAAAUUGUUACCACAGUUAUUUGCGGUGCUCUUCUUCUUCAUGCUGUUCGUGUUAGGUAUUGGCAGCAAUAUCGGCAUGUCUUCCUGCGUGAUAACGGUAUUCAAAGAUCGUUUCAAUCACCUGCCACAAUGGGUGAUAACAAUCGGCUUUUCAAUAUGCAGUUUUCUAUGCGGAAUCAUCUAUACAACACCUGGUGGACAGUUUCUGCUCAACUUAGUCGACUUCUUUGGCUGCUCAUUUAUAGCCUUAUUUUUGGCUAUUGGAGAGAUUGUUACUAUAUCAUGGAUUUAUGGUGUCAAACGCUUCUGUAAGGACAUUGAAUUCAUGUGUGAUCUCAAGACUGGCAUAUAUUGGCGUCUCUGCUGGGCCAUUUUCACGCCUGGUCUUAUGUUUCUUGUGCUCGUCUACACAUUGGUUACUUACAAACCACUCGAAUAUAAUGAUGUCGCAUAUCCAGAUUAUAUUAUGAAUAUGGCUUGGCUCUUGUGGUUCAUUGGUGUUGGUCAAUUGCCUUUCUGGGCAUUAUACACGGUCUCCAAGCAGCCGGGUGGUACGCUUAAAGAGAAAUUCCGUCAAGCCAUACAACCCGAGUCCAGUUGGGGUCCAGCGUCACCAGACAAAUAUGAAAAGUAUUUACUAUUUAUGAAAAACUCAGAGGCGAUACCGGAUGAUAAUUGGACGACGCGCAUCUAUGAUAAUAUUUUCGGUUAAUUUUAAGUGAAAAUCAGCAUUAAGUACUUAAAGCGCCUAUUUAAGCAUCCAUUUUUAUACUUACACUGCUUUUUGUGUGCGAAAAAAUUACAAAAUAUUUUCUAGCUUUAAAUUUAUUUUCAUAGUUGGUUUUAGCUUAGU